Pseudo-nitzschia multistriata is the source of this 1065-nucleotide messenger RNA. Lineage: Eukaryota; Bacillariophyta; Bacillariophyceae; Bacillariales; Bacillariaceae. The record is from the annotation of a GenBank genome assembly.
CUAACUGUUUCGGAACCUCRUCAUCAACUGCAUUUUGAAUCUGUCAGUAGUCAACAACAAAUCAUCGAUUAUCUCAAUUUAUCGGCACAAUGAAGUUAUUAUCGUGCCUACUUGUGGGAUUCAAAUGGCAACAACGGUCGCAACUAACGCCGAACACUUUCUAUGUGGGAGGGCAGAAAGGCAAGACGUCGACAGGGUUCCAAUCCCAACUAGCAUCGAGUUCUGUUAGCGUGGAGGAUCGAAAUGAGAAGCUUUCAAAAGUUCUCAGUACAGCGGAAAAUAUUGGCCAGGUCGGAUAUCUCGCAUCCGAAGAAGAUCAAUUGUUGAUGGAGGAGGUUGCGAAGGAGGCGAUUCCGUUUUCGCUAGACAAGCCUGGCAGAUUUCAAUUGAAAGGGGAACAUCAGCUGGUUUACAGUGCGGCAGAAGGAGCAUCGUCCGGCCGAGUCUUUGGCAAUGUAGUAGGAAAAGUUUCCCAGUUGUUCGAGGACGACGAAACCUUCUACAACCGAGUACGUUUCGGACCACUUGAGAUUUCUCUCCGAGCGAAACGCGAGAUCAAGAACGACUCCACCAUCAAGGUAACUUUUCUCGAAACAUCUUUUAAUCUUUUUGGCAAAACCUUAAAAAAAGGAGAAGUCAGUGGCGGCGGAGGUGAGUGACGAAUGAAUAUUUUGUGACUGAACAAAAAUCGAUGUUCAAUAAUUGUUCUGAAUGCUGGUAUCUAGUCGAUCAAGCUCUUUUCCUAGAAUCUUAUCCUAUGUGUUUGUUGCCAUACAUAAUCAUCGGUACUCCCCUUUCAAUGUACACAAUUCCAGUGUGGAAAGUAAAAUUUGUUGGUGAGGUUGAGGACGAGAAAGGAGGGAAAAAGUUGGUCAGAAUCAUGGAAACUCCAUCUCUUUUUAUUCUGGAGCAAGAUUUAUGAUCAAAUUGUAGUACGCAAUAAAUAUCCUUCUAUCAGAGACCAUUGGUUGUACAAUUCGACAUGCACAUUAAUGAUGCCACUCGGGAAUGGAUGAAAACCACCGUCGCUGACUAAGGAAACAAAAAUAAUUUCAAUUAUAGUUU